Messenger RNA from Oryza sativa Japonica Group (Japanese rice), 1231 nucleotides. Its product is annotated as ras-related protein RABA1f. Gene Ontology annotation, molecular function: GTP binding; GTPase activity. The record is from RefSeq and is a predicted model, not a curated record. Lineage: Eukaryota; Viridiplantae; Streptophyta; Magnoliopsida; Poales; Poaceae. Gene Ontology annotation, cellular component: endosome. Gene Ontology annotation, biological process: vesicle-mediated transport.
CCCUCCCCUCCUCUCGCUCUCGCUUGCGGCCGCGCGCGCGGGCCCCCGGUGGUGCGAGCAGUCGUCGUCGUCGUCGUCAUCGUCUUCGUCCGGGGCCAGGUGGUCGGGGGGCGAGGCGAUGGCGUACAGGGCGGAGGACGACUACGACUACCUGUUCAAGGUGGUGCUCAUCGGCGACUCCGGGGUCGGCAAAUCCAACCUCCUCUCCCGCUUCACCCGCAACGAGUUCAGCCUCGAGUCCAAGUCCACCAUCGGCGUCGAGUUCGCCACCAGGAGCAUCCGCGUCGACGACAAGGUCGUCAAGGCCCAGAUCUGGGACACCGCCGGCCAGGAGAGGUAUCGGGCGAUUACAAGUGCAUACUAUCGAGGGGCAGUUGGCGCACUUGUCGUGUACGACGUGACACGCCAUGUCACCUUUGAGAAUGUAGAGAGGUGGUUGAAGGAGCUCCGGGAUCACACAGAUGCAAACAUCGUCAUCAUGCUUGUUGGCAACAAGGCUGAUCUGCGUCACCUUAGGGCCGUAUCGGUUGAGGACGCCAAGGGCUUCGCCGAGAGGGAAAGCACCUUCUUCAUGGAAACGUCCGCGUUGGAGUCCAUGAAUGUAGAAAGUGCCUUCACUGAGGUGCUAACUCAGAUCUAUCGCGUGGUCAGCAAGAAGGCCCUCGACAUCGGCGAUGACCCUGCUGCUCCACCAAGAGGACAGACCAUCAAUGUUGGUGGCAAAGAUGAUGUUUCUGCUGUGAAAAAGUCUGGAUGCUGUUCAUCCUAAAUCCAUUAUGUCCAUGAGAAGGAACCAUAUGCUCACCUGAUUAUAUCAUGAGUAAUUAAAAGGAUAACUUUCUUUUGCUGCCUAACCUGGUUGCCUGUGAGAUUUUAGUGUUACAUCAAGAAGGUUGGGGCUGUUAAACCCAGGUUGGGAAAAAGCUAACUUUGAAGUGUCAGUGGUUUUAUGGUUUGCAUUUGUGGUUUCUUCAUUGGUGUACUAUUGUUCCAUGUAAAUUGACAGGAUUUGAGAUCCUCCCCACCUUUCACUGCAUAACAUAUCCCAGUAAAAUGUUGUUGUAAUUGGAUAUCAGACUGUAGCUGAUUGGCAGCAAGAGUUCUAAUUAGAAGGGCUAUUAUAUUCUGUAACUCCUACUCACAAAUGUACAAAAGUUUGCAUCCUUGAACUUCUUACCAGCCUGUAUAUUACGGUACUGAAAGAUUGUUUAAGAUAAUUUCUUCUAUUUCA